GACUGGUAAGAGAUUGUUUACGUUUUGUAUGACUUGAUGUUUCAUACCUAGCACUCAGUUCCUGUGAAUAUACAAGGCUAAGUAGCCUCUCUUGUCUUUUGCUUUGAUGAUCGUCUAUGAUUAGGUGAUUCACCUCCGGAAGAUGGAUGCCAGAAAUUGUAGAGUUGCCUGGAAAUCCCAUUCCACUGAGAUAACAAGUAUUUUACUGAAGUUCAGAGAUGAAACUAAAUACACAGAUGCAACAAUCAUGUGUUCUGGGUACAAAUAUCCGGUUCACAAAGUAAUCUUGGCAUCAUCGAGUAAGUAUUUUGAAGAGCUGUUGCACCAGAUGGAAGAUUUACAUCCAGUUGUUCAUCCUGUUAUAGUUUUAAACAACAUUGAUAAAAUUGGGCUCGAGGCCAUUUUGAAAUUUAUAUACAUGGGAGAAGUUAGCAUUCAAGAGAAAGAUGUUGUCCAGUUGUUUGAUGCAGCCAGAGAACUGAAAAUUAAAGGGCUAUGUGAUGAUGCUUUAAGGAGUGUUUGCCUUUCAAAACAGGACCAGAAUUCAGUUAUUGACAAAAUUUUAACUGAUCCUAUAAAUUGUGAGGAAAGUACAUUGGAAAGUGAAUCAGUGGAUACUGCAAAGAAACGAAAACUUGAUACUAGAAGCCCUGUAAAUUUAAGAACAAACCGUAAAAGGCGUCGGAAAAUGUAUGGGAAUGAUUACUAUGAAAAUUCUGAAAUUCUUAGCAAUACAGCAAGUGGUAAUAUAAUCACAGGCCUUGGGUUCACAGCAGUUGAAGCCACCAGCAAAGACAUUAUAGUACCAAGCAUUUCUGUAGAUGAGACGUUACAUUGUGAUAUUGAUGCUGAGAGCAAUGACGGGGAGCUAAAUGAAGCAGAGAACGAUCUGAUAGCCAAUGAUGAGCAUCCUGUGGAUGUGAAGGAGGAGUUCAUUGAGGAGUCCUGCAGUCUUAACACUGAGACUAUAUUCCUUCCCUUUCAGGAUGAAGCAGAAGGGGUAUCAAGUGUAAAAAGUGAGAUUGAGAGUCCAGAGGACCAAGAGAUAUCAGAUCAUCACAAUACAGUCUCAGAAUUGCCAUCACAAGAUUGGGAUGAGAUGGUUGCAGAUGAAUUUGAAAGUCCAAGAAUCAAUGGCGAUGAUCCACAUUGUAUUUCAAGUGCUCCUGUGCAGGAUCCUUCUUUGCCGACAGCAUUACAAGGCCCUACUUUUGAUGAAAGUUCAGCCAUAUCUGUGGAGUCCUUGCCUGAUUUCUUGAAGGCAUUCAAAGUGUACAAAUUCAGUCCAUAUUUACAAGGAAGACUAAAAGAGAAGUACUGGGAGCAAAAUGGAAUUUUGCGCCUUAUGAAAGGAAUAAGAGAUCAUGAAAUUACUCUGAAGGAGGCUUCAAAUUUGUUAGGAACCACAUAUAGUGUCCUCUAUCGGCACUACAGCAUUAAUUUUGGUGGAAUAAAAAAGUUGUCGAAAGAAGCUGAACCAAGCCUUGUCAAGAACACAAGUGGAGAUCAUAAGGAGGUCAACCCCAAAACGUUUGUUAAAGUGAGGUUUCUGCAGUGCCCACAGUGCAUCUACAAAAGUCCUUAUAAGCAGAACAUCUUGGAGCAUCUUUGUAGCCAUUUGACAAACUCAGCUAGUCCAAGUUCAAAGGACUUACCCAAGUUAGGUGAAUUCUCUAAAAGUGAUUCAGCAACACAGGAUAAUUUACUCACUUGUGAUAUUUGCUCAGCAAAGUUUGCUCAUUUGCGCACACUACGAAGACAUAAACAGGGUCAUUUGGAGGCAAGUGUUUAGAAAGCCUAUUCUGAUUAUUCAAAGUUGCCCUUAGAAUAUGCAUUUAGAAUGUAGGAAUCCUUGUGGAUGAAAAUAUCACUGCCAUUUUUAUAUAAAGACAAGUUUUAGUGAUAGUAACCAGACAGUAGAAGACAUUAAACCAGUAUUAGUUGUGCAAGAAAAAGGACUGAAUCUGUGAAUUGUUUUCCAUUUAUAAUGAAAUGACCAAGAGUGUUCAGGAUUUUACUUUUCUAUGGUUUCUGUUCAUAGGAUGGUGGGAGGUAAAAUUUAAUGUCUUGUUCUGUGUAAAUUGAUUUCGUGUGCACAUGCAUUUCCCAAGAUCAGUGCCUCAAGUGCCAUCUACAUAUAGGUGUCAGCUCCGCAGAUUAGUUGAAAUGAGACACUAGUAUGGUAAUGAAGGCAGUACUGCUGGAAACUUCUUAAUUCUUUCUUCAAGAUGUUAAAAGCCCUCCUUGGUACUAUAAGUCAAGAUUGUAGUCUCAUAACAUGUGUAAAUCUUCAAACAGUCGUGUAAACAUUCUCUCUUAGUCUCCAACUUUUUUUUUUACUGCUGAAUACUACUAACUUCUAUCAGUUUUAUAAAAUGAAACUUGUACCCACUUCCUAAGUAUCAUCUUGUAGAAGGGUAUCCUUGUGACAUUCAUUAUAGAGUACCCUAAGGCUCUGUGUAAUAGCUUUUCAUGCCCAUCUCCACUGUUUUUUUUGCUCUGUAUUUUUCAUCCAUUCCUUUUUUAUGCAAUCUAAUAUAGUAUUUGAAAGUCACUGCAUAAAUGCUUAGGAAGUAGUAAUUAAGUAAAAGAGCAGUGUCAACUGCCCAAACAAAAAUCUAAGAGUAAAAUAUACAGUAGCAUAAUCCAGCAGUUAUUAAUGAAUCAGAUGACAUACAUAUUUACUGUAUUAAAAUUCACUUGCAAUAGAUUGAAGUAAUAGUACAAAAAAAUAAAUGUUACCUCAAUGGACAAUUGGAAGGUAUGUCCUAUCAGGUAAGUAAAUAAAAUGCUAAGUGAUAAAGACUGUCAUGUACCCUGGAACAACUCACAUAGCUUUUAGUAGUGCAGUUCCAUAUGAGGUACUAAAUAGCCUAUUCUAAUCGGUACUAAUUAUCACUCAGUGAUUUAGAAUAGAGAUUUAUCAUUUGAAUUCAGAGAUAUAUCAGCCAAAUAAAUUGCUUCCAAAAAUACGUGUACAUGCCUGUAAAAUAUAGAAUACAAAACCCAUACAACAUGAAAAAAAACAUAAUCAGU
Macrobrachium nipponense is the source of this 3036-nucleotide messenger RNA. Its product is annotated as protein jim lovell-like. The record is from RefSeq and is a predicted model, not a curated record. The transcript is spliced from 7 exons. Gene Ontology annotation, biological process: regulation of transcription by RNA polymerase II. Lineage: Eukaryota; Metazoa; Arthropoda; Malacostraca; Decapoda; Palaemonidae. Gene Ontology annotation, molecular function: protein binding. Gene Ontology annotation, cellular component: nucleus. The coding region runs from base 143 to 1792 and encodes 549 amino acids.